This is a messenger RNA of Apiotrichum porosum, 1863 nucleotides long. RefSeq lists its product as uncharacterized. The transcript is spliced from 11 exons. Gene Ontology annotation, molecular function: hydrolase activity. Bases 1 to 1863 code for a protein of 620 amino acids. NCBI's taxonomy places the organism in Eukaryota, Fungi, Basidiomycota, Tremellomycetes, Trichosporonales, Trichosporonaceae. Gene Ontology annotation, biological process: nucleotide catabolic process. The record is from RefSeq and is a predicted model, not a curated record. Gene Ontology annotation, cellular component: cytosol.
AUGGCUCGACUCCUUCUCACUGUGCUCCUCGCAGCGCCCUCGGCACUCGCCCUCGCCGUGGGUAAAGAGGGUGGGGCGGCAGAACGCGCCCUCGCAGAGGACGUGUUGGCGCUCCGUAACCCGUCGGAGCUGCCCGUCCCGCACCGCCCGCUCGAGUGGAGCGACGUGAACAUUAUCAGCACCUCCGACACGCAUGGUUGGCUCAGGGGUCAUCAGCAUGACACUUGGCCCGAACCAAACUACUCUGGUGACUGGGGCACCUUUGCCUCGUUUGCGACGCACAUGCGCGCCCAGGCAGACGCACGCGGUGUAGACCUCCUCCUAGUCGACGCGGGCGACCACCACGACGGCUCGGGACUCGUCUCGACGUCGCGCGAGAGCGCAGAGGCCGCAGACGGCAUCUUUGGCUUGCUCCACUACGAUGUCCUGACGCUCGGAAACCACGAGCUGUACCAGUACAGCUCGGCCAAGUGGCUGUACGACAACCACAAGCGCUGGAAUGGCAGGUAUCUCACGUCCAACGUGAACAUUACUGUAGAGGAGCACGGCGAGGUUGUUUCGGUGCCGAUUUCAGACCGCGUGGCCAAGUUUGAGACCAAGCAAGGAAAUUCUGUCACUGCAUUUGGCGUUCUCUUCAACUUCAAGGCACAUGACCGCAACAUCACCGUCCAGGCGCCCGUCAAGAUGGCCCAGGAGGCUUGGUUCCAGGAGGCUAUUGCCGACGCUCCCGACUACUUCGUCCUCGUUGGCCACAUGCCCGGUCGUGGCCUGACCUCGGAGUGGUACCCGGUCUACCAAGCCAUCCGCAAGGUCCACCCCCUCGUCCCCAUCUUUGUCUUUGGUGGUCACACGCACGUCCGGGACUGCGUGCAGUACGACGACCGCUCCAUUGCUGUCGUUCCCGGCUGCUACCUCGAGACCAUUGCCUUCACCUCGUCCAACCUUCCUCCAGCGGAGGACGAUGGCCGUGCACUUGAGAUUAGCAGGCGAUACCUCGACGCCAACCCAGUGACUUACAAGUGGCACACUGGCACGACGGACGACGACUUCGACACACAGCUCGGUCUGAACAUUUCGCAGUCUCUGGAUAACCUGGCGCACGAGCUCAAGAUCACCCGGCCGUUUGGUGUCGUCCCGCACGACUACUUCCUCCACCGCCACCCGUACGGCCAUCCCCGCUCGGUUCUCACUGUGUUUGCCGAAAAGGUCAUUCCAGAGGUUGUGUGCGACCGUGAGCGUCAUGGCCACCCUCGUGUGGUCAUUGGCAAUGCCGGCAGUCUGCGCUUUGACGUGUUUGCCGGACCGUUUGACCGCAACGACGAGCUCACUGUGUCUCCCUUCAACACCGAGUUCCUGUACACCCGUCUUCCGGCCGGUCUCGCAGGUAACAUUACCGUCGAGAUGAACCGCGCCGGCGCGUCCAAGUUUGCCCCCUCGGUGGAUGACGACGAGGCAUACGUCCGCCACGUAUACAACGAGUGGCUCGCGUCCCAGUGGGACCGUUACGUCCAGUCCAACCUGCUUGGCGGCUCGGACGAACUGUCGAUGACUUCGGACGCCAAGAAGCCCCGCACGCUCGGCUACGUCACGCACGACGCGUGCAAGGGCCGUGGUGACGAUAUCGAGCACAUUCCCGUGCCCUACUCGCCUGACCAAGUCGACUUUAUUCGGAGCCCCAUGCCCGACGUGGACCCCGAGGAGGUGAUCGACGUUGUCGUCAUGGACUUUGCCAUGGAGGACUUUUUGACGGCCGCGAGCGUCCUGGCUCCCGAGCGCAAGGUCUCAACCGACGACUUUAAGACGUACGCAGAGGGCACCACCAUCAACGACGUGUUUGGCCUGUAUGCCCGCAAGCAGUGGUGA